Messenger RNA from Knipowitschia caucasica, 720 nucleotides. Lineage: Eukaryota; Metazoa; Chordata; Actinopteri; Gobiiformes; Gobiidae. The record is from the annotation of a GenBank genome assembly.
AUGGCCUGUACUUUAGAGAAGGUAUUGGGCGAUGCUCGCACUCUCCUGGAAAGGCUCAAAGAGCACGACACUGCGGCCGAAAGCCUGAUUGAGCAGUCAGGUGCCCUCAACCACACCGUGCAGAGCAUGAGAGAGGUGGGCAAUGCUCCUCCUGACAAGAACGUUGAUGAGGCUUCAGUGAUUCAAGAGCUCAGCAAAUACAAGCCACACGUUCUUCUAACUCAGGAAAACACUCAAAUCAAGGAUCUCCAGCAAGAAAACAAGGAACUUUGGCUGUCUCUUGAAGAACACCAAUACGCGCUAGAGCUGAUUAUGGGCCGGUAUCGCAAACAGAUGCUGCAACUUAUGAUGGCUAAAAAGGAACUGGACACAAAACCUGUGCUGACGAUGCAUGAGAGUUAUGCUAAGGAGGUGCAAAGUCAAGUGGAAAGAAUCUGUGAAAUGGGCCAAGUCAUGAGGAAAGCUGUGCAAGCAGACGACCAGCAUUACUGCUCAGUUAAAGAGAAAUUGGCUCAGUUAGAGAUUGAAAACAAGGAGUUGCACGAUCUUUUGACCAUCAGCAAGGCCUCUGUGUGUACACCAAAAGAAGAGCCCAAUGAACCAGCACCAACAAGAAUAAUGGUCCCCACGACAGUCACAACGACAGCUCUGAUAGAAGAAUCUGCCAUGACCCCAGCUAUAGCAAUGCCACAAGAUAUUACAGAAUCAAGUCAAAACUAG